AUGAGUGAUGGGGAGAGCGAUGGGGACAAGCGGGCAUCGAAGAAGCGCAAGGCUAGCCGAGCCUGCGAUCGUUGCAAUGUGCAGCACCAGCCUUGCGACAACGCGAUCCCAAAGUGCAGUGUAUGUGAGCGGGCCGGCACAGAUUGCACAUACAAUAGACCAAUUCGCAAGCGUGGACCUCGGACUGGGUACACCGCACAGUUUGGCGAGCGACUAUGGGGCUUAGUCUUACGUGCCAACCCAGAUCUUGAGGAUGUGGUACUCCAAUUACUUGCCAGUGGCAUGCCCGGCGAUACUGGAGUCUCGAAUGCGGACUAUUUCAAGAAUAAUGACAAUCAGUCAGAACUAGUCAAUCGAUUCAACGAGAGUCGGCUCGGCAAAUUUGUACAUAAUGGGGAGCUGCCGAGCCUGGAUGAACUUCGAAAAACCCAAGCAUCAGCACAGGCCAACGCUCAUCUUCCGGCCGCCAACAAAGGUGACCAAGGCACGGGUGAUGGUGAAAUUCUGCAGAGCCACGGCCGUCGUUCGAGAAGGAGCACAGUUUCAGUGACGUCGAAGCCGUCACCUAGUGUGAAUCCUCAUGGUCCCAUACAAAAUCCAGGCGACAUAUACACUCUCAGUGAAGAUAUCCGAAAGCGAUCCUCCCACGCUGAUGUGGAUGGUUUGAGCCAAACCCAAAGACCCUCGCCUUCUCAAAAUAUAACACAAACCCCGGAUUGGCAUAGUUUUUCGACAUCUGCUAAUAACAAUACCUCGUUACCGUUUGAGUUCAUGCCAGAUAGUUUCACGCAUGACUAUGGCUCAUUAUUACGCACUCCGGUCCAAAAUGGAAGAGGUAUAUCCGAGGUCCAGUCUUCCAGCAAAGAAAAUAAUCCAGCAAAGAGUGUUGAUGAGUUGCUCGUGAAUCGAAACAUAUCUGGAGUGCAGACGGGCACUCAAAGUACUGAUUUUGACUUCCCCGACAUAAAUCAAUGGUACGACUCAAUUCCAACAGAUACGCUGCUGAACCUGGGUUUUACUGGCGGCGAGGGUAUGGCACAAGACUUCCUGGAACUUUGCGAAAACCCUGACCCAGUUGAAAGCGCUCCAAUUUCACCAAGUGGUCAAGAUGAAGAUGAAGAAGCAGUUUGGCGUCGACUAGUUAUGCGAGGUCGGUUUGUCUGA
This is a messenger RNA of Truncatella angustata, 1164 nucleotides long. RefSeq lists its product as uncharacterized. Gene Ontology annotation, molecular function: DNA-binding transcription factor activity, RNA polymerase II-specific; zinc ion binding. Gene Ontology annotation, biological process: regulation of DNA-templated transcription. The coding region runs from base 1 to 1164 and encodes 387 amino acids. The record is from RefSeq and is a predicted model, not a curated record. The transcript is spliced from 2 exons. Lineage: Eukaryota; Fungi; Ascomycota; Sordariomycetes; Amphisphaeriales; Sporocadaceae.